AGGUUGCGAGGGAGUCGUUCUUUUAUAUUUAAUUUCAUCAAGACCCACAUUUGAAAGAGUAUAUAGAUUUUAUGACCAAGUUUUAAGGGUCCACGAUACUGAAGACGUCCCUAUAAUUCUUGUUGGUAAUAAAAGUGAUAAAACUAGAGAAAGAGAAAUUUCAAAAGAAGAUAUGAAUAUGGCAAGAAGAUUAAAAUGUGAAUUCAUAGAAACUUCAGCAAGAACUGGUAUAAAUGUGGAUCGAGUAUUUUAUAAUGUUACUAGAAUAAUAAUGCAAUCAAAGGAAAGUGAAAUGGAUACACAAGAAUGGGAAACUACGAAAACUAAAAAAGUACAAAAUUGUCUUAUCACUUAA
Scutellospora calospora is the source of this 355-nucleotide messenger RNA. The record is from the annotation of a GenBank genome assembly. Lineage: Eukaryota; Fungi; Glomeromycota; Glomeromycetes; Diversisporales; Gigasporaceae.